Molecule: messenger RNA, 852 nt
Organism: Lindgomyces ingoldianus
Lineage: Eukaryota; Fungi; Ascomycota; Dothideomycetes; Pleosporales; Lindgomycetaceae
Product: NAD(P)-binding protein
Exons: 1
Source: RefSeq, a predicted model, not a curated record
AUGUCGACUAAAGCUGCUUUGGUCAUUCGCGCGACCGGCUCACAAGGCGUUGGUGUCACUCGCCAUCUAUUGAGGCUGGGAUGGAAAGUCCAUGCAUUCGUCACCAAUCCUGAGGAUCCCCGAGCACUGGCACUGGAGUCUAUUGGCGCCACUCCGUUCAAAGGUACACUUGGAGAUGCCUCCUCGAUCGAAGCAGCCAUUCGAGGAUGCAAUGCCCUUUUCCUCAACCAGAUGCCGUCCUUUGCUGACGACGCCGAAACUCGCGAAGCAUCGUCAAUACUUUCCAUCGCAAAAGCUGCGGGUGUGGAGCAUGUGGUUCAUUCGACAACGCUCCCACUCAAUGACCCCGAGAUCCGCUCGAAGAUAGGCGAUUCGAUUACAGCUCCAGCAGUGUUUGGAAAGGGAGACGUCGAGCAGUUGGUUCAAAACUCAACCAUUCCUUGGACCAUCAUUCGCCCCGGUUACUUCAUGACGAAUCUGAUUGCACCAGUGGUAGCCAUCAUGUUUCCCGAAAUGCGGAUCGGGAAGUUCUUAAACAGCUACGAUUCGAGCACGAUCCUCCCCCUUGUUGAUCCAGAUGACAUUGGUGCAUUUGCAGCCGCGGCAUUUCAAGAUCCCCAGAAGUUUAGAGGACAGAUUGUGAGUGUGGCUGGAGAGAAGCUGUCCAUCAAGGACAUCAUCAAGGAAAUCAGCCGCGCAGCUGGGAAAGACAUCGAGAUAGUAUACCGCACCAAGGAAGAGACAGAAGCAGAGAUCAUGAACCCCCUAAUUGCAGGCCAAACCAUGUCAAAUGACUUAGACAGACUGGUCGACAUUGAAGAGGUGGGCCGUUGGGGAGUGCCGUUGACAUCC